Molecule: messenger RNA, 3119 nt
Organism: Cebus imitator (Panamanian white-faced capuchin)
Lineage: Eukaryota; Metazoa; Chordata; Mammalia; Primates; Cebidae
Gene: PIGT
Product: phosphatidylinositol glycan anchor biosynthesis class T
Exons: 12
Coding region: 945-2681 (578 amino acids)
Biological process (GO): attachment of GPI anchor to protein
Cellular component (GO): GPI-anchor transamidase complex
Source: RefSeq, a predicted model, not a curated record
UCUGGAACAGACCAAUCUAUUGUGGGGAAAAAAUCAGAAUAGUAGUUGCCUUUGGAAGGUGGUAGAGGAGUAGGGAUUGACUAGGAAAGAGUGCUGGCCAAUUUUCUGGGGUUUUAGAAAUGUUCUGUAUCAUGACAGGAGUCCAGGUUACACAGGUGUGUGCAUUUGUCAAAACUCAGUGAAUGUGUACUUUGGAUUUGUUCGUUUCACUGUAUGUGAAUUUUACAUCAAAAGAAAAAUGCAAUCAAAUACUGAACUCUAAUUUUAUGCAUGCUGAACUACGUAAAAUGUACCACUGUCUACAAUUUAAAGUGCACCAAAACACAAGAUGGACUGAUGGAUGUAUAGACAAAUAUAUGGUAAAGUACAAAUACAGUUAAACAUAAAUGGUAGAAUCUAGGUUUCUAGGUGAUAGGAAACAGGUUCAUUAUAACAGGGGCUCAUUCUUUCAAUUUUGCUGUAUGUUUGAACAUCUUCAUAAUAAAAGAACCAGUUAUCUGGGGGUUUUGCAGCAAAUGGAGACACUAGAAGCUAAGAGGGGCACGAGGUUCCUCUUACCUUGGGAAAUGCAAAUUAAAACCACAAUGGUUUUCCCAAAAGUAAUUGACCUUUUUCAGUCAAUGUUUCCUCAACUAUUAAAUGGGUAAAAGGGCAGUGGCGGAGCUUCAUAUUAUUAAGCAUGUCCUGGUGGGUGGAAACGCCUUUAACUGGGUGCGGCUUCAAGCUGGUUACUCGCCCUGCCUACUCCCUCUCAUGUCCUCGCGGUGCCCCUUUAGACCCACCAGCUCGAAGACAAUCUUCGCGACCUGCGCAGGCGGUCGCUCUGAUAACCGCAUCCCGGUUUCCGGGACGGUACCGGAAGUUACUUCCCAUACGCCUUUCCUAUUGGAUGCCGGCCUUUCAUGGGGCCUAGCGCCGCUGGGUAGGCGGAAGUAGCCGCAGGCAUGGCGGCGGCCAUGCCGCUUGCUCUGUUUGUCCUGCUGCUUCUCGGGCCCAGCGGCUGGUGCCUUGCAGAUCCCCAGCGCGACAGCCUGCGAGAGGAGCUUGUCAUCACCCCGCUGCCUUCCGGGGAUGUAGCCGCCACAUUCCAGUUCCGCACGCGCUGGGAUUCGGAGCUUCAGCGGGAAGGAGUAUCUCAUUACAGGCUGUUUCCCAAAGCCCUGGGGCAGCUGAUCUCCAAGUAUUCUCUACGGGAGCUGCACCUGUCAUUCACACAAGGCUUUUGGAGGACCCGGUACUGGGGUCCACCCUUCCUGCAGGCCCCAUCAGGUGCAGAGCUCUGGGUCUGGUUCCAAGACACUGUCACUGAUGUGGAUAAAUCUUGGAAGGAGCUCAGUAAUGUCCUCUCAGGGAUCUUCUGCGCCUCUCUCAACUUCAUCGACUCCACCAACACGGUCACUCCCACUGCCUCCUUCAAACCCCUGGGGCUGGCCAAUGACACUGACCACUACUUUCUGCGCUAUGCUGUGCUGCCUCGGGAGGUGGUCUGCACUGAGAACCUCACCCCGUGGAAGAAGCUCUUGCCCUGUAGUUCCAAGGCAGGCCUCUCUGUGCUGCUGAAGGCAGAUCGCUUGUUCCACACCAGCUACCACUCCCAGGCAGUGCAUAUCCGCCCUGUUUGCAGAAAUGCACGCUGUACUAGCAUCUCCUGGGAGCUGAGACAGACCCUGUCAGUUGUAUUUGAUGCCUUCAUCACAGGGCAGGGGAAGAAAGACUGGUCCCUCUUCCGGAUGUUCUCCCGAACCCUCACGGAGCCUUGCCCCCUGGCUUCAGAGAGCAGAGUCUAUGUGGACAUCACCAACUACAACCAGGACAAUGAGACAUUGGAGGUGAACCCACCCCCAACCACUACAUACCAGGACGUCAUCCUGGGCACUCGGAAGACCUAUGCCAUCUAUGAUUUGCUUGACACCGCCAUGAUCAACAAUUCUCGAAACCUCAACAUCCAGCUCAAGUGGAAGAGACCCCCAGAGAACGAGAUCCCCCCAGUGCCCUUCCUCCAUGCCCAGCGAUACGUGAGCGGCUAUGGGCUGCAGAAGGGGGAGCUGAGCACACUGCUGUACAACACCCACCCAUACCGGGCCUUCCCGGUGCUGCUGCUGGACACCGUACCCUGGUAUCUGCGGCUGUAUGUGCACACCCUCACCAUCACCUCCAAGGGCAAGGACAACAAACCAAGUUACAUCCACUACCAGCCUGCCCAGGACCGGCUGCAACCCCACCUCCUGGAGAUGCUGAUUCAGCUGCCGGCCAACUCAGUCACCAAGGUUUCCAUCCAGUUUGAGCGGGCGCUGCUGAAGUGGACUGAGUAUACCCCAGACCCUAACCAUGGCUUCUACGUCAGCCCAUCUGUCCUCAGUGCCCUUGUGCCCAGCAUGGUAGCAGCCAAUCCAGUGGACUGGGAAGAGAGUCCCCUCUUCAACAGCCUGUUCCCAGUCUCCGAUGGCUCCAACUACUUCGUGCGACUCUACACGGAGCCGCUGCUGGUGAACCUGCCGACACCGGACUUCAGCAUGCCCUACAACGUGAUCUGCCUCACGUGCACUGUGGUGGCUGUGUGCUACGGCUCCUUCUACAAUCUCCUCACCCGGACCUUCCACAUCGAGGAGCCCCGCACGGGUGGCCUGGCCAAGCGGCUGGCAAACCUUAUCCGGCGCAUCCGAGGUGUCCCCCCACUCUGACUCUUGCCCUUUUCAGCAGCUGCGGCUGCUGUUUCUCUCUGGGGAGGGUUGGCAGUAGGCCCAAGGGCUCUUUCUGCCACUUGCUGUCCUCAGAAUUGGCUUUUGAACCAAAGUGCCCUGGACCGGAUCAGGGCUACAGCUGUGCUGUCCAGUACAGGAUCCACGAGCCAAAUGUGGCGUUUGAAUUUGAAUUAACUUAAAUUAGAAAUUGAUUUCCUCACCUGUGGUGGCCACCUCUAUAUUGAGGUGCUCAAUAACCAAAAGUGGUCAGUGGCUACUGUACUGGACAGCAGAGGAAAAGACUUCCAUCACUGCAGAAAGGUUUGUUGGCAUUUGUUGGCAGCACUGGCCAAGGUGAGGGGGUGUGCUGCACGGUGUGGUCACUGAGUGGUGGAGGGAUUUUACUGAUUGUGGAAUAAAAACGACGUUUUCUUGGUU